GUGAGCGAGGGCACCUGUAUUUGUAAGUUCAUGUACUCUGAUAUUGUCCUCAUCGUAAUAUUUGACCCACAGGGAAACACGGAGUAUUUUCAAACCAGUGGAGAUAAGAUAAGGUUUUUCUUUGAAGAAGGAGUUUUCGAUGACAAAGGGGAAUUCAUUGUACCAAAGCAGAGGUCAUUGAAUAAAGUUGGUCAUGCACUGCAUGCCCACGAGCCACUUUUCAAAAAGGUCACACAUUCAUCCAAAGUCCAGGGCGUGGCCAAGAAGCUGGGUCUAAAAAGUCCUGUCAUACUGCAGAGCAUGUACAUUUUUAAGGUGAAAUUACACAUUGUUACCCCCAGUGAUGUACACCCUUUAUACUGACCAAGUUUCUGUUGCAGUACAUUGUAAAACUUAUAGUUGAUUCUUUUCUUUAGAACAUUUACUUUCUCUGUAGUUGUACCUUAAUUUAAU
Molecule: messenger RNA, 453 nt
Organism: Cynoglossus semilaevis (tongue sole)
Lineage: Eukaryota; Metazoa; Chordata; Actinopteri; Pleuronectiformes; Cynoglossidae
Product: phytanoyl-CoA dioxygenase domain-containing protein 1-like
Exons: 4
Coding region: 31-363 (110 amino acids)
Source: RefSeq, a predicted model, not a curated record